Molecule: messenger RNA, 2625 nt
Organism: Colletotrichum karsti
Lineage: Eukaryota; Fungi; Ascomycota; Sordariomycetes; Glomerellales; Glomerellaceae
Exons: 3
Coding region: 1-2625 (874 amino acids)
Cellular component (GO): plasma membrane
Molecular function (GO): calcium-activated cation channel activity
Source: RefSeq, a predicted model, not a curated record
AUGGACGCGCUGAUACUAAAUUCGACCGAUCGGUGUGAUAACCGUAAUGUCACCGAAGCCAUCAAACCAAACACCCGCGCUGUCGUCGUGCAGCUGGCUCUGUCCUUGAUUCUCGGUGUCUCGGCUUUCAUCGCAUUCUGCAUCCUCCGUCCACGAUGGCCUACACUUUACGCGGCGCGCAAGCGUCGACUCAACCCGAAAGUCGGGCUCCCGACGCUUCCCAACACCUUCUGGGGAUGGAUUCCGGCCCUGUAUCGCGUGACGGAAGAGCAGGUCCUCGCCUCCGCUGGGCUUGACGCCUUUGUCUUCCUCUCCUUCUUCAGGAUGGCCAUUCGAAUCCUCGUCACCAUGGCCCUGCUUGCUCUCAUCGUCCUCUUACCCGUCAACCUUCGAUUCAAGCCCGACGAUUUCCCUAAACCCAGGUUUGACAGCCUCGACUGGCUGAUGUCAAUGCCUUACCAUGCCUCGGACGGCGCCGCAUACAUUUCCGAGGGCAAGGGUGGUGGCGACGACGACGACACCAAAGACCCCGACCGCAGCUACCUCUGGGCAUGGCUAGUCUUUGUGUACAUCUUUUCUGGGCUUACCCUGUACGUUCUGAACAAGGAGACCUUCAGGGUGAUUCAUAUUCGCCAGGAAUACCUGGGUACUCAGUCGACUAUCACGGACAGAACCUUCCGCCUAUCAGGCAUUCCUCAGAAGAUGCGAUCUGAAGACAAGAUCAAACACCUGAUUGAAAAACUCGACAUCGGCCGAGUGGAGAGCGUCAGCCUUGUUCGCGAUUGGAGACAAAUCGACAGCUUAAUGGCGCAACGGGCCCAGGUGUUGGCGAAGUUGGAAGAAAGUUGGAGCGUGUUCUUGGGGAAACAGUCUGCUCUGCCCAAGUCGGUUCAACGCCUCCGAGAUCCAAAUGCCGAGCCAUCCGUCCUGGAACCUCGGGAGGACGAGGUUGACACCGAAGCUGGAGAGAACGGCCGACUCCUAGGUCACGGCGAACUUCAACCCGAGCUUGCCGAGCGACAGCGCCCAAAGGUCCGGCUCUGGUACGGCUUCCUUAACCUGCAGAGUCGCAAGGUGGACGCUAUCGAUUACUUCGAGGAAAAGCUCCGCCGGCUUGACGAGGUCAUCUACGAGGCCAGAGAGAAGGACUACACGCCGACCGAUCAGGCCUUUGUCACGAUGGACUCCAUUACGGCCUGCCAGAUGGCGAUCCAAGCCCGUAUCGAUCCUCGGCCUGGUCAGUUCCUCACCAAACCCGCACCCGCUCCUUCAGACAUCAUGUGGGCCAACACGUACGCACCUCGAGGUGUCCGUAGGCUGCGGUCGUGGACAGUCACAACUUUUGUUGCAGCUCUCUCCAUUCUGUGGAUUGCAAUCCUGGCAGCCAUUGCAGGUCUCCUCAGCGUCUGCAACUUUCAGCAAUGGUUCCCCUCGGUGGUCGACUUUCUUAAGAACUUUCCCACCAUCAAGGACCUGAUUGAAACAUCGCUAACGACGGUGCUCGUUUCCUUGCUCAACGUUGCAGUGCCGUACUUGUACGACUACCUCUCUUACCAGCAGGGCAUGAUUUCCAAGGGCGAUGUGGAGUUGUCCAUCAUCUCGAAGAACUUCUUUUUCACGUUUGUCAACAUUUUCCUCGUCUUUGCCGUCUCGGGCACUGCGCUCAGCGUGUUCAAGAUCAUUAAGGACUUCCAGGAUUCCUGGGGCAGCACACAGAAGUUGGCGCGAUUGAUCGGAUCCCAGAUUGAAGCCUUGGGUCUUUUCUAUGCCAACUUCAUCAUGCUCCAGGGCCUCGGUCUGUUCCCCUUCAGACUGCUGGAGUUUGGCAGCGUUUUUCUGUACCCGAUCUACCGCAUGGGUGCCAAGACCCCGCGAGACUUUGCAGAGAUUAUGGAACCUCCAGUUUUCAGCUACGGCUUCUACCUGCCGACGGCGUUGUUGAUCUUCAUGCUCUGUCAGAUCUACAGUACGCUGCCGUUCGGAGUUCUCAUCCUGCCGCUGGGAGUCAUCUACUUCACCUUCGGCUACUUCACCUACAAAUACCAGCUGCUGUAUGCCAUGGAUCAGCCGCAGCACGCGACCGGAGCGGCUUGGAGAACUAUUUCGUACCGCAUCGUGCUGGGUCUGGUCGUUUCCGAGAUCGUCUUGUCCAGCGUCAUGGCGCUCCAGACUGGGUUUGUGCAGUCGGUGCUGGUGCUGCCGCUCGUCGUCUUUACGGUUUGGUACAUGUUCUACUUCAGACGCCGAUUCGAGCCUUUAACGCGCUUCAUCUCGUUGCGCAGCAUCCGGGCUGAGAUUGAUGCCGAGGAUGCCAUCAUCUUCGACGAAGACUUUGAGGGGCCCAGGCCUUCCCAAGGUCUGCUGAGACGUGGCAGCACUGUCGACGAGGACAAGGAGAAGGGCAUGAAGUUUAUGAACCCCAGCCUCACCGCGCGACUUGAAAAACCGUGGAUCUACCAAGACCCUCCUCCGGCCGAGGAUUCGGAAGAAGAGAGCGGGCCUGAGCAGCAAAGCCAGGAAAGGCCGAGUGCGCCCGCGAAUACUGCCUCGGGCGCAUCCGAUAGCUCAAUGAGCCUGGGCGACACGCACAUCUGGCGCCAGCAAGCCGACAGCAGCAACCGUUGA